CGCUGUUGGUAACAAUCAUCGUUCUUUAAUGAAUUUUGAUAAAUGAUCACUAGCGACACUAGACGAAAUGCUCAAGAAGCGUGUAGAGAUCGGUGCGUUGAAAACUGAAGAAAAAGGUGUAUAAAAAAGUGAAUCGUGAAUUCGUGAUCGUCCAGAGAUACACGACGUCCUAAAAUUAAGGUUAUUUUUUUGCACUCACGAGCCAAAUGAUCAGUAGAUUGGCUGAUUCAUCGAGUCUCAGCCCCGUAUUAAACAUUAGCUGAUAAGUAACGAACAAAAAUAACAAGGUUGGAAGGGUACACUUCAUUUCACACAACUGACACCAAAAUCUACUAUGGCAGAUCUAAGAAUUGGGGAAUUGUCUGGUGACCAGACAGAAAAAGUCCUUCAAUUUCAGGAUUUGACCGGUAUUGAAGAUAUGUCUGUUUGCCAAGAUGUCCUACAUCGACACAAUUGGAAUCUAGAAGUUGCUGUACAGGAACAACUCAACUUGUACGAAGGGAGACCGUCCAUGUACGCGCAAGAUUCACGAUCUCGACCACCUCCAGUCAUUGAUGACACAGGAUUUCGAAUUUACUUUAAUCCUCCAAGUUCUUCAGAAAAUGGCGGGGGAUUAUUUUCAUACAUUUAUACCUUAUGGUGCAAUAUUGUUUCUAGCAUUGGACAACUGCUCCUUGCUAUUUUCAGAACAGAUGUUAGACCUAUAUCCUCCGAUCCCGUGGAAGAUGUAGUGAAUUUCAUCAGAACAUAUGAAGAACGAUAUGGAAACAGUCAUCCUGUAUUUUACCAGGGAUCCUAUAGCCAAGCAAUUUCUGAUGCUAAACAGGAGCUAAGAUUCUUACUAGUCUACUUGCACAAAGACGAAACUCAAGAUAUAGAUCAAUGGUGCAGAAAAACUCUGGGUGAUCCAGAGGUGGUUAGAUACAUUAACACUCGUACACUGUUCUGGGCAUGUAAUGUCCAAUCUGGGGAAGGAUACAAAGUUUCAGAAGCCCUCAGGUCUGGCACCUAUCCUUUCCUCGCGCUCAUUGUUCUUAGGGACAAUCGAAUGACAAUCGUGGGCCGAAUGGAAGGUUCACCUACCCCGUCCGAAUUGAUCCCUCGCCUGCAGACAAUUAUGGAAAACAACGAAAUCGGUUUGAUUCAAGCAAGACAAGAUAGAGCAGAACGCAGCGCGACACAAUCACUGCGUCAGCAACAGGAUGAAGCUUAUGAAGAAUCACUACGAGCUGAUCAAGAGAAGGAUAGACGAAGAGAAGAGGAACGUAGAGCAAAACAGGAGCAAGAGGCAAAGGAACAAGAAGAACUUAAUGCUCAGGAACGAGAGAUUCAAAGAAUCCGUCAGGAGAAAGAACUGACUGUUAGAAAAGUUCCUGUGGAGCCGAACCUUUGCGACCCAAACGUGUGUCACCUACAAAUAAAAGUUGGCGAAAGAACAAUGAAAAGAAGGUUCCUCCUGUCAGAUACGACAGAGGACGUAUAUCAUUGGAUAUUCUGCCAACCGGAUUCGCCGGCGACUUUUGAAAUCACUACCAGUUACCCCAGGAGAAUUCUUUAUCCAGCCAGUGUGAUUAGGACAUUAGGAGAAUCCGGAUUAACGCAAAGAGAAGUGUUACACGUUAAUAAUCUGGACGAUUAACCUGGUCCAACAAACCUACUUACAUUCGCUAUUUUCCGUAUCAUUCCGCGAAAAGAAUGAUCUGACCGGAAGAGACGUUUACUGAAAGAUAAUAUGUCUAUAUAUAUAUAUAUACAAAUAUAUAUAUAUUUGUAUAUAUAUUACACACAUAUAUAUAUUUGAUACAUUCUAGUAUUUUACGUACUACCAAGCAGAUGAUGAACAGACACAAACACUGAAAAAAUGGAGAGAAAUGGUUAUUGGAAAUUUGAAACCAGCGUACUAAAAAGAUUCUCUAAAUACAAUAUCUCUACAGAGGUGCACGAGAUCAAUUAUAAUUAUUGAGAAAUAAAUCUUAUUUUUGCCAUUACGUACAAAUGCAUAUUCAUACAUGAUGUAUUGGUGACCCUAGUCUUCAUUUUGAUAUUGUAUGCUUUUGAAAGAUUACCGCCUUGUAAGUAAAUUCCGUAGGGAUAUAAAUUAAUAAAUUAAAUUUGAAUAGCAA
Messenger RNA from Athalia rosae (coleseed sawfly), 2123 nucleotides. It is a transcript of the gene Faf2, whose product is annotated as FAS-associated factor 2. NCBI's taxonomy places the organism in Eukaryota, Metazoa, Arthropoda, Insecta, Hymenoptera, Athaliidae. The transcript has 8 exons. Gene Ontology annotation, cellular component: endoplasmic reticulum. The record is from RefSeq and is a predicted model, not a curated record. Gene Ontology annotation, molecular function: ubiquitin binding. Bases 335 to 1639 code for a protein of 434 amino acids.